CCUUUUUGUGUUUCUGUGUUUUAUUAGAAUUUAGUUCUGAAAACAGUUUUGUCUGCCAUAGUAAAAAUGGUAUCUCGUUCUCUGCGUGAAGAAAAGAUGAUGUCUGCGUUAUUAGAGAAUAAAUUACUUCAGCUGCUAUUAUUAUUACUGCUGUUGUCCUCGGUGAUUUUGUUUUAUAGUUUUGCCGGAUCAUCAGAAAGUGUAUUCUCUGAAACAAAAUCAUUCAAAGCAGUAGUUCAUGAAAAAGAGAAAAGAGCAGACAAUGUACCUCUUGAUCAAGCUGCGAAGCAUAAUGAAGAAUUUAAUAAUGAUUUUCAUAUUCUAAUGAUGUUCACGAAUGUGGAUCAGCGUCCUGUUUUGGAAAAGAAGUUGAAAAACAUGCUAGAAUCACUCUUUGAACAUGCCAAAUUUGAUGCGGAACAAAUUUUACAUUUGCAUUUUGUAUGUGACGAUAAAAGCAAGGACAUUGCAAAGGAAACAGUGUUCACCCAUUCCGAUCAUCCUGAUGUUCAUUUGGAAGCACAUUUCCAUAGUGUCGAUAAUUUUGCAAAACAAAUUUAUCCCAUUGUAAAAAACAUGCAGGAACACUUUGGUAAUCACAAUUAUUUCAAGGAUGCAAUUUUCUUCCUGUCUAUAGCAAUGCAUAGGAUUCUGCCAACAAAUAUACACAGAAUUGUUCAACUUGAUUUGGACCUCAAAAUAAAUGCAAAUAUCCGUGAUCUUUGGAAUGAAUUUGAUUAUUUCAGGCAUGAAAAUCUUUUUGGUCUUGCUCGUGAAAAUCAACCUGUAUACCGACACACUUUCUGGAAAUAUCGUAAAGAAAAUCCUGGAACGAAGGUUGGAAACCCUCCACCAGAUGGCAUCACAGGUUUCAACUCUGGUGUAAUUCUACUGAAUUUAGAUUUGAUUCGUGAUUCCAGAUUUUACAAUGAAUUCUUAGACAACAGCAAAGUGGAGAAAUUGGUCAAAAAAUAUUAUUUCAAGGGACAUCUUGGCGAUCAGGAUUUCUUCACUUUGAUGAAUAUUGAGCAUCCAGAACUGUUUCAUAUUCUUGAUUGUACUUGGAACCGGCAGCUAUGCCAGUGGUGGAAAACACAUGGUUAUCAGGACAUAUUUGAUCGUUAUUUUAUGUGUGAUGGUGAUGUGAAAAUAUGGCAUGCAAAUUGUGACACGCCAUUCCCUGAAUGAGGCAUAAAAGCUGCAAGUAUAUGCUUGUAUUAUCUUAUUACUGUCUGUAUUCCAUCUGUUUAAUACUCACUGUCAGUAGCUAUUUUCAAGUUAUGAAACUUUUUUGAAACAGUCUUCCUGAUAUAAUUGCUUCAAGUCUUUCACCAAGCAGUGUUAGCUGACAUCUGAGAUCGCAAGGCUAUGUUUCGUAAUUUUUUUACGAAACCUGCAUACCGUAACUGCAUGCACAUUGUCAUAUCAAUAUGUAAAUAGGUCCCAACUAUAUCCCAAUUUCCAAUUCACAUUUGCAAUUUUUUUGAACUUUCGAAAUCGUAUUGUUGGUGACAUAAACCAUGCACGAAUUAUAGUCGACACUCGACAGCAUGUUCAUAUAUCCUCUGUUUUAUUUCAUGAAAUUAUUCUGAAUCUCCAAAUAUUUCUAAUUCUUAAUACAUUCCUGAUUGACGAAUACUAUCAAUGCCAAUAAUGCAAUAUGCAACUCUUGUAUAGCCAGAGCUUAGUCAUUUCCGGAUUUUCUAAUUGAAAAAUGGGGCACAUUAAAGUUUUCACUAGUUUCAUCAAAAAAUUUUGCAAAGGCAAUGAUCAUGUCACUUGGCAUCUGACAUUUGCAGAGUACUGAAGAUGAUUGUUGUUUGUCCCAAUUCCACUUUAGUGUGUUUCCGCUUUCUGAUCUCAUUUCAGUUUUCAAUUUCAUAUGAAAUUAAUAUUUCAUUUGAACUGGUGCUGCAUGGUCAUUAAAUAUUUAUUGUAUCAAGUUGCUGUAGUCGUAGGUUGACUGUUCUUGCAUGUAGUUUAUGUAUUGUUGUCUCCAAUACAAUGCUCAUGACAUGACGAUAAUUAAUACACUGUAUUCUAAUAAAGAUGUGCUUCUUUUGUAUCAUUUUAAUAAUUCCUCUUUGUCAUAUUAGCCAAAUUUUUUUAACUGCCAAGUGCCAACAAUUUUUGCCUUUAUUACUGAGACCAGUUUCUGUCAAGUAUUGCAAAUUUGCUGUGACCAUUCAUAUUCAUUUCUUCAUUCUGCCUUGCACAUUUUUAAACGUUAUAGAAAGAAUUAUUGUCACGUGUUCGUUUUUUUUUCAUUUGAUAUAGUUGUAAUAGAAGCAAUCUUAUGGAAUGGGCUUUUGGUAUCUGAUUUUACACCCAAACUUAUUUGGUUGAAAAUUAUUCAGCAAGACUAUACAAUUAUUCUGGAAUAAUAGUUAUUCCCUUAUGCUUUAUUAAAGCUAAUGCUUUCUGAUUGAGAAAAAAAACAUUGCCACAAGUCAUGGAAGUGUGUGUCUGAUUAGGUAGUUCAUUAUGCCUUUGCAGUUACAAAAUAUCCUCUAUUCAGCAAAUUGAUGAUACUGAUUGAUAUUAAGAUUUUAAUUGCCGAAGGGUCGAAUCUUAUACCGGUUUUUAUUUCUUUGAUUUUGAGAUAACACAUUUUUUUGAACAUCGUAAUAAAUAUAUAUCAUGUUGUUUAAACCAUCUUUUAUUAUCUUCUCUGCCUUGUGCUCGCAUAAAAAUUAGUUUGCUUCAAGGGCAAGUUUAUAUAUAUUUUGAAUUCCCAUAAACAUCUGUAGCAAAUAUUCAUUUACUUCUAUCAAGUGUUUUUACUCAUAUCAUAUAUUAAUCAUCUUCAUAUAAUAUUUUGUUAUUUGCAUAUAUUAAAUAAAAAAAUAGA
Molecule: messenger RNA, 2851 nt
Organism: Styela clava
Lineage: Eukaryota; Metazoa; Chordata; Ascidiacea; Stolidobranchia; Styelidae
Product: xyloside xylosyltransferase 1-like
Biological process (GO): protein O-linked glycosylation via N-acetylgalactosamine
Cellular component (GO): endoplasmic reticulum membrane
Molecular function (GO): xylosyl alpha-1,3-xylosyltransferase activity
Source: RefSeq, a predicted model, not a curated record